CACGCUAUCAACCCAAGAUAUUCCUUGUCGCGAAAUUCGAGAUUGAGUACCAAUUUGCGCCUCGUCUUGGUCCCCAUACUCCAUAAACAGCUUACAAAGCUGAUCGUCCAAGAUGUUACCUCUCGGACUCUUAAACGCCGCCCAAGGCCACCCUAUGCUUGUUGAGCUCAAGAACGGAGAGACUCUAAACGGCCAUCUAAUACAAUGCGACACAUGGAUGAACUUAACCUUGAAGGAGGUUAUCCAGACCAGCCCUGAGGGAGAUAAAUUCGUCCGUCUACCUGAAGUAUACAUCAAAGGAAACAACAUCAAAUAUCUUCGAGUGCCAGACGAGAUCAUCGACCUUGUUAAGGAUCAACAGCACGGUCAACAAGGCGGAUUCAGAGGUGGACGCGGUGGGCAUGGCCAACAACGAGGCGACCAUGGUGGCAGAGGUGGUGACAGAGGUGGUCGUGGCGGACGAGGCCAGGGAAGAGGUCGCGGUAGAGGUCGUGGUUCAUGAAGCGCAAGAAUGAAUACUACACGGAUGGCAUGCAGGCAAGGAAGACAAUACUAAAUGGCUCCGAAUGGCAGUACGAGGGCACAUAGGCGAGCUUCGAAAAAGCUGCUAUAGUUGGGGUGAGUGCUAGGAUACAGCCGCGCUAGACGAAGAUACCCAGCCCGCCGAGAAUGGUGUUGGCGCAAACGGUGUUAAACCGUGAUCACACUACAGAUUCAAUGUCCAACAGGAGAAGGAAGGAGUAGUAGCAAUUCCAGUACGCUCCAGAAUGAAGACUCAAGCUUCUCUAUUCAGUGUGUUUUUUCUGAAGUACCA
Messenger RNA from Annulohypoxylon maeteangense, 814 nucleotides. RefSeq lists its product as uncharacterized. The record is from RefSeq and is a predicted model, not a curated record. The transcript has 4 exons. Gene Ontology annotation, biological process: P-body assembly; spliceosomal snRNP assembly; nuclear-transcribed mRNA catabolic process. The coding region runs from base 113 to 502 and encodes 129 amino acids. NCBI's taxonomy places the organism in Eukaryota, Fungi, Ascomycota, Sordariomycetes, Xylariales, Hypoxylaceae. Gene Ontology annotation, molecular function: U6 snRNA binding. Gene Ontology annotation, cellular component: U6 snRNP; spliceosomal tri-snRNP complex; P-body.